AUGUCCAUAUACGAGGUUGACCGGGACGCCGACGCCUUGAUCAUCCUGUCAAGGUCCAGUGGUGAUGACAGCCAGGACGAACCGCCAAAGCUUUCCGUGAGCCCAGCCAAGGCGUGGCGGUUAGCGAACGGCACUUCCAACCAUGGAUCGCCCGAUUUACGAAUCAAAGUCUCGUCAAAGCACAUGAGCCUGGCGUCUCGAGUCUUUAGAAGCCAGUACGGUUGGGGCGGGCACGACAACUCCGACGCCAUCCAGCCCGACGGUCGCGUCCACGUCAAGCUGGACGGCUUCGACUCCACCGCCGUCAAGAUUGUGUUGGAUGUCAUCCACGGCAGAGGCCUCCGGGUGCCCAAAUCGCUGGACUUGGAGACGCUGGCGAAGGUCGCCUCGUUUGUCGACGCGUUUCAAUGCUACGAGGCCGUUGAAGCGUAUGCCGACAGAUGGAUUAGCCAGCUUGAAAAGUCAAAGCCCAUCUCAGUUAAAUCGGAUAGGGAACUGGCUCUUUGGGUCUUUGUUGCCCACGUCUUCCGACAGCCCGAAUUAUUCAGGGCUGCUACGCGCACGGCAAUCUCUCAGAGCACGGGUCCGAUCGAUCUGUUUGGCCUUCCGAUACAGAACAAUGUCAUCAAGGGCAUAGACAAACAGCGGCAGGAACUGAUAGGCAAGGUCCUUUCAAGUCUCCAGAGCUUGGUCGAUGACUUGCGCGACGGUCGAGCUUCCUGCCCCGUGGGGUGCGACGCGUUUCUCCUCGGCACACUGAUCCAGGCCCUGCACCAGUGGAAGCUGUCGAAGCCGUAUCCCGGCAUCAGCUUCGGCGCAAUAACCCAGGCAGUCCGCGAUCACCAGACUCGGGUGUGGUACAUCGGGGCACCGACGCCGCCCAAGUUGGGUGAGGGGAAGGAGAGGACGGGGGCGGAGACGGUGACAUCCGGGGCUGCAACAGCACGCUUUGGAGCACAUUAUUGCGGGAUCCGGAGUCUUGUUAAUCCCAAGCUAUAUGCUCUGGAGGUGUCUAUUCGUGGUCUUGACUUGAAAAGCUGA
Messenger RNA from Phialemonium atrogriseum, 1041 nucleotides. RefSeq lists its product as uncharacterized. The coding region runs from base 1 to 1041 and encodes 346 amino acids. Lineage: Eukaryota; Fungi; Ascomycota; Sordariomycetes; Cephalothecales; Cephalothecaceae. The transcript is spliced from 2 exons. The record is from RefSeq and is a predicted model, not a curated record.